Messenger RNA from Procambarus clarkii (red swamp crayfish), 2217 nucleotides. Lineage: Eukaryota; Metazoa; Arthropoda; Malacostraca; Decapoda; Cambaridae. The record is from RefSeq and is a predicted model, not a curated record.
AUGAGACUCUAUAUUUGCCGCAGUUUGUCAGGAGUAAACUACCUGACAGGAAGUGUAUCAGGAGUAAACUACCUGACAGGAAGUGUAUCAGGAGUAAACUUCCCGACAGGCAGUUUGUCAGGAGUAAACUACCUGACAGGAAGUGUAUCAGGAGUAAACUACCCGACAGGAAGUGUAUCAGGAGUAAACUACCUGACAGGAAGUGUAUCAGGAGUAAACUACCCGACAGGAAGUGUAUCAGGAGUAAACUACCUGACAGGAAGUGUAUCAGGAGUAAACUACCCGACAGGAAGUGUAUCAGGAGUAAACUACCUGACAGGAAGUGUAUCAGGAGUAAACUACCUGACAGGAAGUGUAUCAGGAGUAAACUACCUGACAGGAAGUGUAUCAGGAGUAAACUACCUGACAGGAAGUGUAUCAGGAGUAAACUACCCGACAGGAAGUGUAUCAGGAGUAAACUACCCGACAGGAAGUGUAUCAGGAGUAAACUACCUGACAGGAAGUGUAUCAGGAGUAAACUACCUGACAGGAAGUGUAUCAGGAGUAAACUACCUGACAGGAAGUGUAUCAGGAGUAAACUACCCGACGAGAAGUGUAUCAGGAGUAAACUACCUGACAGGAAGUGUAUCAGGAGUAAACUACCUGACAGGAAGUGUAUCAGGAGUAAACUACCCGACAGGAAGUGUAUCAGGAGUAAACUACCCGACAGGAAGUGUAUCAGGAGUAAACUACCUGACAGGAAGUGUAUCAGGAGUAAACUACCUGACAGGAAGUGUAUCAGGAGUAAACUACCUGACAGGAAGUGUAUCAGGAGUAAACUACCCGACGAGAAGUGUAUCAGGAGUAAACUACCUGACAGGAAGUGUAUCAGGAGUAAACUACCUGACAGGAAGUGUAUCAGGAGUAAACUACCCGACAGGAAGUGUAUCAGGAGUAAACUACCCGACAGGAAGUGUGUCAGGAGUAAACUACCUGACGAGAAGUGUAUCAGGAGUAAACUACCUGACAGGAAGUGUAUCAGGAGUAAACUACCUGACAGGAAGUGUAUCAGGAGUAAACUACCCGACAGGAAGUGUAUCAGGAGUAAACUACCUGACAGGAAGUGUAUCAGGAGUAAACUACCCGACGAGAAGUGUAUCAGGAGUAAACUACCUGACAGGCAGUGUAUCAGGAGUAAACUACCUGACAGGAAGUGUAUCAGGAGUAAACUACCUGACAGGAAGUGUAUCAGGAGUAAACUACCUGAUAGGAAGUGUAUCAGGAGUAAACUACCCGACGAGAAGUGUAUCAGGAGUAAACUACCUGAUAGGAAGUGUAUCAGGAGUAAACUACCUGACAGGAAGUGUAUCAGGAGUAAACUACCUGACAGGAAGUGUAUCAGGAGUAAACUACCUGAUAGGAAGUGUAUCAGGAGUAAACUACCUGACAGGAAGUGUAUCAGGAGUUAACUACCUGACAGGAAGUGUAUCAGGAGUAAACUACCUGACAGGAAGUGUAUCAGGAGUAAACUACCUGACAGGAAGUGUAUCAGGAGUAAACUACCUGACAGGAAGUGUAUCAGGAGUAAACUACCUGACAGGAAGUGUAUCAGGAGUAAACUACCUGACAGGAAGUGUAUCAGGAGUAAACUACCUGACAGGAAGUGUAUCAGGACAUUAUGAUGUUUUAGGCGAAAAUUUUGAGGAAGGAGAAUCAUUUUCUGGUUUUGGUAAUUUAGAAUCAGAGAAGAAUUAUACCACGCCUGUCACUAGUGCCACUGGUGUUCCUGAGCAAAGUUUUGUCGCGUCAACAUCCUGUCCAGCCAAGCGCCGCUGCAUGGCACCACAUGGAGAUAAUGAAGAACAAAGCCCCUCAUCUUCAAUUAAUUUUCCCUCGUCGUCCCUUACCGCCCCUACUGCGCGUAGACGGACUUCAGCUCGUGGUCCACGGAUUCCUCGCUGUGGUGCCGCUGUUGCCGGUCGGAAGAUAGCAGGUGUAUUUAUGUGGAGUGAUGGAGAUUUUAUUCCAGAAACUCUUGUCUAUGACAAUACAAAUGUUGUGAUUACAGGCCUUUUCGCUGAUAAUGGUGAUCAAAUGUAUGAGAUGGACUUUUUUACCGCAUAUGUUAAUGAGCCGCUCAUGGAACUUAUUGUUCAGGAAACGAACAAAUACGCGGCUGAUCUCGUUGGUGAGGAGUUAUCAGAUUUUUCACGAUUACAGCAUUGGAAAGAUGCAACU